Physcomitrium patens is the source of this 468-nucleotide messenger RNA. Its product is annotated as FH protein interacting protein FIP2. Gene Ontology annotation, biological process: protein homooligomerization. NCBI's taxonomy places the organism in Eukaryota, Viridiplantae, Streptophyta, Bryopsida, Funariales, Funariaceae. The record is from RefSeq and is a predicted model, not a curated record.
AUGGGGAACUGCUGUUGCGGCUGCAAGAAGUGGAACAAACACGUGAGGUUCAACGUCGGAGGUGCGAAAUUCGACACAACAUUCGGCACCGUCACGAGACGAGGGAAAGAUCGCACAAACUUGCUUGCCCUGAUGGUCACAAAGCGCUGGUGCUGUCGCAGGAGGCGCGGGCUGAAACGGCUCACUACCAUUUAUUCCAAUGCAGAGACUUUUAUCGAUCGGGAUGGCACGCACUUCCGGCACAUAUUAAAUUGGCUCCGUGACGGCGACGGCGUGGUACCGGAGUUGGACGCGGCCAGCUACAGGGCGCUUCUCAAAGAGGCAGAGUAUUACCGCCUCGACAAGAUGGUGAAAGCCAUCUGGGAGGGUUUGGAAUUUAGGGAUCGAGUUCGGGAUUUAGGGUUUUCGUUUUUGGGGUUUGGAGUUCCUCUACUUCCCUACUUGUUUCUGCCUCCAGCUAUUAUCUGA